UAUAAAAUUCUGUCGCUCCCCUUCGCACGAAUCUUCUUCUUCCAACCUCCUCUAUAUAACACCCGCACCCCCUUUCCUCGCCAUUAACACGCAGCCCCAUCUCCAUCCCUCCAUUAAUGGACAGCAGCUCCUCCGUAGACGAAUCUUCCUCAAGCUCCGACCCUUGCGCCGCCAUCCUCUCCCCCCCUCCUCCUCCUCCUCCUCCUCCUCUUCAGCGCAUGGGAAGCGGCAGCAGCACCCUAACACUCGCCGAACCGCCAUCCGAAUCCAGAAAGCUUCCAUCUUCCCAAUACAAAGGCGUCGUCCCCCAACCCAACGGCCGCUGGGGCGCACAGAUCUACGAGAAACACCAGCGCGUCUGGCUCGGCACGUUCAACCUCGAACGCGAAGCCGCGCGCGCAUACGACGCCGCCGCGCAACGCUUCCGAGGCCGCGACGCCGCCACCAAUUUCCCCCCUCUUUCCCCCGACGCCUAUGAGCUCGCUUUCCUCUUCUCCCGCUCUAAAGCAGAGGUCGUCGACAUGCUCCGCAAACACACUUACCUCGACGAGCUCCACCACUCUCACCUCCGACAAUCGCCGCCGCCAUCUCUCCACCCCUCCGCCUCGAAGCCCGCGCGCGAACAUCUCUUCGAUAAAUCCGUCACGCCCAGCGAUGUCGGCAAGCUAAACCGUCUCGUGAUUCCGAAGCAGCAAGCAGAAAAGCAUUUUUCAUUGCCGGGAGUCGGCGGGGGGGAAGGAGCGAAGGGGGUGCUUCUUGGCUUCGAGGAUGGCGGAGGGAAGGUGUGGAGGUUUCGGUACUCGUACUGGAAUAGUAGCCAGAGUUACGUUUUGACCAAGGGGUGGAGCAGAUUUGUGAAGGAGAAGGGGUUGAAAGCAGGGGAUACGGUUGGGUUCUACCGUUCGAAGGGGGGAGACGGACAGCUGUACAUCGAGUGCCGGAUUCGGGCUUCGGGCAGCGGCGGAGCUGCGCCGGUUAAAGUGAUGAGGCUGUUUGGAGUGGAUAUAGUGAAGGCGGCGGUGGCGGUGAACGAGAAUGGGAAGAGGGGUUUGGAGGCGGAGUUGCGGAGGACCGGGGCUGGGACUUGGUUUAAAAAGCAAUGUGUGGUGGGUCUGUAGUGGGUGUAGGUUUGGUUGGCGUUUGAAUUGUAAUUAGUUAGGGAAGGAGUUGGGGGAUUGAGGAAAUAGGGAAUUUAGGUUUUGUAAACAGAAUUUUUUGGCCAUUUUAUUUUGUUCAAGCAAUAAAAAUCGGGUUAGAUUGUUAGAGACGAA
This is a messenger RNA of Phalaenopsis equestris, 1271 nucleotides long. RefSeq names its product AP2/ERF and B3 domain-containing protein Os05g0549800-like. The coding region runs from base 117 to 1118 and encodes 333 amino acids. The record is from RefSeq and is a predicted model, not a curated record. Gene Ontology annotation, biological process: regulation of DNA-templated transcription. Gene Ontology annotation, molecular function: DNA binding; DNA-binding transcription factor activity. NCBI's taxonomy places the organism in Eukaryota, Viridiplantae, Streptophyta, Magnoliopsida, Asparagales, Orchidaceae. The transcript has a single exon.